AUUCUUUAACGUUUCUGUCGUUGUACAAACCUACCGACUAGUUACAAAAAAAUUCACAUCACCACAGUUAGCUUAACAAUAUUUCACUUGCACUUUGUAUGAUUUCGUUUCCAGACCGGAUAUUUCGUUACAUAGAUCGGUUAAAUAAAUUAACUUAAGAAUAAAAAGAGCUGACUUGUUUGACUAAACUGUUUAAUAUCUCAUCUUCCUAUACAAAAAGUUACCAUAAAGGCUUGCUACACGAAGAAAUCGGUACACUGGUUAAAGAUUUAUCGUAGGCCAGGCAGAGAAAAUUUGAAAAGUUAUUCCACAUUACUGAAAAACUAAAAUCUUUUCGGCUAAUAGUAAAUUGCCGAUUGUGUCUCAUAAAAAAUAUAAUUUUUCUUCUUGUUCUUUGCAGAUAAAGAUGAAACUUUGUUACACUUUAAUAGCUUGUGCCUUUGUAAACGUGGCAUUUGCUUUUAAUGACCAUCGAAAAACGUUAAUAGAGGAUCACAAGAAACAGGUCGUCGUUACAAACAACCACAUCGAUAAGGCUUUCUGCAAAGGGGUAUUGUCCAAUGCAGUUAAAAAAGUUAUUUGUGGAGUCGAACAGGGAGAAUACAAAUAUUCGAUGGUGGAUAUGGUUUUCAUGAUGGCUAUUUUACCGGUUUCAGAAUCUUUAUACGAUUUCGACCUAACAAAACUGCAACAAUACAUAAAGUACCAGACUGAUAUGCAACAAGAAAUAUUAGACGCCACCACUCUCAGCGUGCCUGAACUUGCUCCAAACUACAAUUAUGGCGAUAGACUAUUUCCGCAGCUUAGACAACAGAGAAAAUAUGCUUUUGUAGAAACUAUAUACCGUUUAAUCAUCAACAAUAUAGUUCUACCCGGACCAGAUUUCAACGAGGCCAGAUUUAGCGAUUUGUGUCGCGCAGUAGGAUUAUUCAAUAGUGUGGUCAACCCAGACAAUUACAUAGUAUCUGCUGAGGUUGGCGACCAGAAUACUUGUAUCCUAACUGCUGUAGACAAUAGUAUUAGCAGAUACAGGCCUAUUGGCGACCGGGUUUACCGAGUAGACGUCGAUCCAGCUAUAGAACUUAGAGAUAUAAUGGUCGGCCAGUUAAGAAGCUGUGGGCACCAGUAGACCAGGAAUCAUAGGUAUAACAUAUCAAAAAUGAUAUUUUACCGAUGUUAUUAUAUCUAAAUGGU
Messenger RNA from Adelges cooleyi (spruce gall adelgid), 1194 nucleotides. RefSeq lists its product as uncharacterized. NCBI's taxonomy places the organism in Eukaryota, Metazoa, Arthropoda, Insecta, Hemiptera, Adelgidae. The transcript is spliced from 11 exons. The record is from RefSeq and is a predicted model, not a curated record. Bases 407 to 1129 code for a protein of 240 amino acids.